ACCACUAACGUCAGCAGCACCCUCUGCAAAAUUGGACAAAAGCUGAAUAUCAGCGUUGAAGUCUUCCCAGACACCCCAGUCACUGUUUACUGGCGCUGGAACAAAACCGAUAACUGGACAACGGGACCCUUGGAGUGUAAAGAACUGGGCUGGCAUGAUCUGCAUGUAAUGGUCGAGAAUGCUAUCAGUGUCGUAUCCAGCGAGUGUUACAACGAAAUUUUGGUUGUUGAUUAUAAUUUUACCUUCAAUCCUGAAAUUGGAGCCCUUAAUAGUACCGUGGAGAUAACGAGAUCGAGCGUGGCACAGAUUUCGGAUGAAACAAAUUACACGUUUAUAUUGGAAUUUGAAGACGAAUCCAUUCGAUGCCCGAACAAAACAUUUUCAAAGGUCUUUACGACGGCAAAUCCAGAUCCAGGUCAUCUUGUCACACUGUGGAUAUACAAUCAAGAGGGUCAUGCAACCUUCCUACAGAAGUACAUCAAAGUAUAUGAACCUGUUGAGCCUCCCAUCAAAGUCUCGUACAAAAACAUCAGCGGAAAAAACAAGCCGAUCGAUUUUGUCAUUGAACCUCACAAAGGACAUGGUGUCAUAUACAGAUGGGAGUUUGGUGACAAUUCCACAGUCCUAAACAGUACCAAUCGAACAACGACUCACACGUUUUCGUCCACUGGUGAUUUCUGCGUCCUGUUGUCAGUAACAAACUUCUUCUCCGAGGCCUUAAUCAAUUUGAAAAUGACGGUUGUAACAGCGAUAGAUGGCUUUGGAUUUGUUAAAAAUAUUACUACCGUGCAAACAGGAUCUCCUACAAAUAUUGGCAUCGAAGUAAGAAAUGGAAGUAAUGUAAACGUCUCCAUCGACUACGGAGACGGCUCCCCACCCCUGUGGAUAGUGAAUAUUGAUGACGUACUAGACAUCUUCGUUAUUUCGGUGUGGCAUAAUUACAGUGCACCUGGCCUCUACAAUGUCAGUAUCAAAGCAUUGAAUGUCCUGAGCACCCACACAGCUACGAGCAUAGCUGAUGUACAAGAUCCAGUUCGGAAUCUUACCAUUGAGAAAAAGUACGAUACCCCAUGUCUUGAAGUAAAUGGGACACUCAGGGUUCAUCUUACCGUCAACGGAUCCAAACCUCGAUUCAUCUACAAUUUCGGCGACAAAAAGAACGUGACCUCGAGUGAACUUAUUAGAAACCACUCAUACAUUACUCACGGGGACUAUGAACUCAACAUUACAGCUUUUAACGACAUCAGCAGUGUUUUCAAGAUGAGCACAGUUACAGUGUGCAAACCAGUAGUUCUCCUCGUCGGCCUCAUUGUUACCAGCCCACCAACGAACCUUAGUGACAACGUGGAGUUCACCCUUAAUCUCGGAGAAGGUUCCGACUUUGAGUGCGUCUAUAAUUAUGGAGAUGGCAGUUUUGACUACUUUGGAAAGAACUGCUUUAAUAAAACAUACUUUGCAGACGGUGUUACUACCGAUAAAACGCCUUUUUUGAAUCUGGAGUUCAAAGUCAGUCACAAUUAUUCCGAUGCAGGAUUCUACACAGUUUUUGUGAACUGUUCAAACAGAUUGAAGGAAGUCAACUUCACCUCUUUCGCAAUUGUUCAAAAGCCGAUAGAGGAACUUGUCCUACCUGAGAUUUCUCCCAAGAUUCUUGGGCGUUACAACCCUAUCACUUGGACAAUGGAAAACGGUACCAAUGUAACUUUCUCGUUAGAGGCGGAUGGAACAAACAUCAAUUAUACCUCGUUCAAAACGGAUACCGGAGACGUUUUGAACACAAGCCUUUCUCACAUAUACUCUGUGGGUGUCUAUCUCGUCAAGCUGCGAGCCCAGAACAAAGUUUCCGAGGCAAGUCGCUCGAUAACCCUCAUAAUCCAAAUUGACGUAACAGACGUGACAUUCAAAACUUGGACAACCACUAGUGACUUUGGGUCAAACAUCCCGGGAUUUGGAAGCGGUAACAACAUAUUUCCCUGUGAAUACCCCGUAAAUUUUACCGCUGAGCCAAACAAUGGAACAAAUCUCACCUUCUGGUGGAGGUUCGAAGAUGACAAGGAGAAAAAUACCAGUGAAGCUACGACUACCCACAAGUUCGCUGAGGCUGUUGGCGAGUAUUGGACAAAUGUAACCGUCUUCAAUCUUGUUAGCAGCGUGACAAGGAUGUUUGUACUCAAAACAGAGAAAAGUAUCAUGGGCCUUACUAUUGAUGAUGACAGUCCCGUGAAGAUCAAUCGGACAACUUCCUUUCAACUUGGAUUUUCCAAAUUCGGAACCAAGACGUGCAUCAACAUGGACAUGGGUGAUAACAAAGGUUUUUUCGUGUUCGGGGGAAGUUACUGUCCGGGUAAUACAGGCGACAUAGAUGAAAACUCCAAUAGCUAUGUUCAUAGGUACAAUUAUUCCUCUAUUGAUGAGUUCUGGGUGAAAAUCGUCGCCAAUAACACUGUGUCAAACCAAACACUCGAGUACAAAUCGGUCAUAGUGGAACUUUCUUGUUUCUAUCCUAACGCCUCCUUAUCGGGUGUGAGUGCAAAUGUAGGCAUGUUUACGAAGAAAAAACGCUCGGAAUCCAUCCAAAUAAUGACGGAGCUAGAGGUUGAUUGUGAAGCCUCAAAAACUACUCUUUUCAAGUGGAAAUGUUUCAAGAUAUCAUCGAAUCAAAAAGUUUACACACCGCUUCCCGGCAAGGGUGAAGAGAUACCUUUAGCAGUGGAUGAUCAAGCUGAAUUAAAUAUACCCAAAACUGGACUUGACUUCGGUUUCUACAGGCUUGAGUUCACCGUCUCCAUGGCAAAUAUUGAAGGCGUCUCUGGGUCAGCGGAAGGGUAUAUACAGGUGGUGCCCACCAACAAUUCUUUGACGGCUUUCGUCGAUGGAGGACUAUACAAACGGUACAAGUUUGGAAAAAAUAUUACUAUGAAUGCCACGGGUUCAAAGGACAUAGACUUUCCGAAGUUGUCUGAGGCUUCACCGAGAUAUUUCUGGCUUUGUCGAAACUCAACUGAGCCUGAAUUUGACACAAGUGGAGAUUUAACCAAAACUGAAAAAGUUAGGGUACCCUGCAGCGGCAGCCAAAACAAAACGGAGAACCUUGGAGGCUGCUUUAAAACCGGAAAGGGGCGCCUCAAUAUCUCGGGUCCUAUCGGGUACAUAAACUCCAGAGGAAUGUCAGAAAAUUCUACGUACUUCAUCACACUCGUCGUCAUCGACGAAAACCCUUUUUGGAGUAACAGAGCUGUCUUCAAUCAUAAGAUGGAAAUUGUCAUUGGCGACCCACCAGAAGUGGAAGUGAAAUGCAGUCCUGUGUGUGCGUCGAAAGUGAACAUCGACCAAAAACUGCCUCUGAGGGGUACUUGUAUAGACUGCUAUGGAGAACUGGACUUUCGAUGGCAACUGUAUAGGCAAAAUGGUGCAGAUCCCACAAAGACUGGGGAGAUGGAGCCGGUAAAGCACCUCGACAAAAAAUCAUCUACAGGAGAUAAGUCACUCAACCUUGCACUGAAGAAAAACAUACUAGUAAAAGAUGAACAAUAUGUAGCCGUUUUCAGAGCUUAUCGGCUUAGCGGGCAAUACGGGGAGUUCAUCCAUACUUUUGAGACUAAUUCUCCACCGGAAAAUGGGACCUGUGAAAUACACCCCAAGAUAGGAUAUGCCAUGAACACGUCGUUUAGGAUAAACUGCUCUCAUUGGAUGGAUCCUGAUCAACCACUGACCUACGAGUUUGCUUACGUCAACUAUUAUCAGGACAACGUGUUUUUUACGUCGCAUGAACCUAUUUCGUCUUCAGUACUUCUUCCCAUGGGACACGAAUCUAAAAAUUUCACCCUGCAUAUGAGGCUUAAAGUAAUUGACAGAUUUGGAGCUGCUAACGUUUCGCAAAUAACAAUUCAGGUAAAACCUACGGACCUGAGCGGCGACAAACUUCAUGAGCUAAUAAGUGGCAAGGAUGGCUUGUUGAAAGAAGCUAAGAAAAGGGGAAACUUGCAGGAAAUGGUAGAAAUUAUCAACGCUGUUGGCUCGAUUUUGAACUACCAAGGAAGGCAAGCCGGUGAUGCUGUAAACAGGAGCGCAGAAGAUCAGGCUAGCGCUAAAUCUCGACAAGAUUUUCGACGUGACAUUUUGAAAGAUCUGUCCGAGUUUAAAUUGUCUACAGUGGGUCAUGUCAAACUGCUGGCCUCAGCCAUUGACGUGGCGACUGAGGUUCGAGACGAAGUGGAUACAAAAUCUCAGGAGCUGGCUAUGUUCACAUUCCAGGAGAUGGACACAAUGUUAACUAAAGAAUCGCAAAAUAACGCGGGUUUCAAGGUUGUUAGGGAUACUGUCGGCUCAUUUCUAGGUGGACUUUCAAACGUACUUAUUUCCGCAGCUUCCAUGGCAAAGGUUGAAAACGCGGACUCUACGGAUAAUAUAACAGGUUUUACUGGCAAUAGCUCAACUGGAGGAAAAGUUUCCGUCAAGGAACGGGCACAAAAUCGAACAUUAAAACUCGUUUCGUUAGUUGACGACUUGGGACAUACUGUUCUGGAAAACAUGGUGGCUGGAGAGCCUUCCGUGUCGGUGAAAACCCGCAACUUCAACCUGACUGUCAAGAAAGACCUGUUUCAAGACUUGGGUAACACCAGUCUCACAGACGAAUAUACUAAAUUCAAGUUGCCAUCUCUGGAGGACAUGGGGCUGGGCCUUGAUAAGAAUGGAUCACGGCAGUACACAGCAGUGGAAUUACAGAUGACCACCAUCCCAAACAACUUAUACACCUGGUCGAACACCAGCAAACAGGUCAAUUCUUACGCGGUCAGCCUCAAUAUUAAGGACGAAAGUCGGAACCCUCUGGACACAUCUAACUUCUCUAAAGAAGCUGACCUUUACAUACCCCGCAACGCAAGCAACCUCCCUAAACAUGAAGAGUUCUAUUUGAAACCAUUUGGAGACAGAAAAUUCAUUCAGUACCAUCAGGUUGACGUAAAUUCUGCAAACUACUCUGUUCACAUCCAAGUGAGGCCCGUAAACGAGUCUGUGGAAAAAAUAACAGUUCUGUUACGGUAUAACGAAAGACCGACACUGGAAAACUUUGACCAUAACUGGACAAUACCAGAUCUCCGCGACUGUUCCUAUAAAAAGGAGUCCAGGCUUAGGAAUUCCUCGUUACCAGGUUCCGCAAGCAACAUGACGAACUCGUCCGCGACCAAUUCCUCUGGGAUUGAACAGAUCCCUGUAAUUGACGUGGCGAGACAUUGCAAAAGAGAUCCGUACACCGUCUCUAUUAGCAAUGAAGUGGUGACUAAAAGUGGCAAGUAUUACCUUGCCAUAUUUUACGAGGAACCUGAGCCUGAGGUCGAGGAAGUAACAAGCUCUUCGAAUGUUGAACGCAGACGAAGAGAAAUCGAUCUCGAACACAUUCCGAUCGCCUGCAGGGGAGCUCAUGGGAGAAUGAAGAGGUCAUGCGUUAUCAUACCCCCACCCCCACCGAAACCAACGACUCCACCUACACAGCUGUCUGGAACCAGACCGGCAAAUGUCGACUACCAAGGCAAUCCCUUUAACCCAAAUGACACAGAACAUUAUUUGAUGAGAGUGUUUUCAUCCAAUUGUUUAUUCUGGGAUGAGAAAAGUGGAAACUGGAUCAACAAGGGAUGCAAGGUCGGAGAGGAAACUACACCUGAACUUGUUCACUGCAAGUGUAACCAUCUCACAUCAUUCGCCAGUGAUUUUCUUGUGGCGCCAAAUCCAAUCGAUUUUGAUAAGGUUUUUUCUGCUGACCUUAGCAAGAACUUUGCGGUUUUGUUAGUGGUUUGCCUACUGUUUGGAUUGUACUUUGUUCUUAUCAUCAUUGCUCGAAGAUUUGACAGGAGAGACCUUGAUAAGCUUGGGGCCACAGCAGUGAGGAACAGAAACGAAGCUUCGUUUCCAUAUCUGAUAAGCAUCCACACUGGAGUGAGGCAAAACGCAGGGACCACUAGUAGCGUUUAUAUAGUACUCUCAGGUGAUGAGUGGGAAAGCACCCCGAUGGCCCUUGUAGACCUUGACCGAAGAGUGUUUCAAAGAGGCCAAGAAAACAAUUUCGUGAUUACUCUUCCGAGAAGGCUUGGAAACCUUUCUCAUAUUAGGAUAUGGCAUGAUAAUUAUGGGACCAAUGCGUCUUGGUACCUCAGUCGCGUGUCUGUGGAAGACCUGCGGACGGAGGAUCGCUGGUAUUUCAUCUGUGAACGUUGGCUGGCUGUAGAAGAGGAUGACGGGAAGGUAGAGCGAAUACUUCCGGUUGCAAGCGAACAAGAGCUGACUCAUUUUCAACAUCUUUUUGUGAGUAAGACCGUGAGGGAACUAGGCGAUGGUCAUCUGUGGUUUUCAGUUGUGACUCGCCCCGCAACGAGUCCGUUCACACGGGUUCAACGAGUAUCAUGUUGUCUUUCGCUGCUAUGCUGUACAAUGGUCACAAACGCCAUGUUUUAUCGGAUGGGAGGGGAGGGUGAGAAGGCGACCAUGAUACAAAUAGGAUCAUUCGAGUUUGACCUUCGAGGUUUCAUCAUCGGAAUACAAGCGAGUCUCAUAGUGUUCCCUGUCAACUUUGCAUUGGUUCAAAUCUUCAGAAACGUGCGUCCGAAACAAGUAAAACAAGAGCAAAACAUGGAGACUGUGGAAAAGCAAGGAACAGGUUUCGCCGACAUCAGUAAAUGUUCCUCCACUGAGACGCUACAGAAUGCGUCCAGUCAAGAGAAAAUAAUUAAAAAAGACGAUGGCGACAAAAGGAACAAAGACGAUAAGAAAAAGGGGAAAAAAGGUCUUCCGCAUUGGUUAGUCUAUGUGGCUUGGAUUCUCUGCUUCUUCUCGUCUGUCACCCCGGCAGUUUUCACGGUCUUCUACAGUUUGUCGUGGGGACCAGAAAUCGCAAACAAAUGGUUGUUAGCCUUUGUAACGUCCUUUUUCCAGUCAAUACUAAUAAUACAGCCCCUAAAAGUGGUGUUAGCUGCCCUGCUGUUUGCGAUAAUUGUUAAAAAGCCGAUAGAUUCAGGUGACGAGGCACACGACAAAAAAGAAGUCAAAGCAAGUCCUGUCGGUGAGGAGACUGGGGACGAUAUUCUACUUGAUUUUGAUGAGGACGACGAGAGAUACAGGCCCCCGGACGAAGAUUUCUUACAAGCCGCCCGAGCACAACGACUGAAGGAAGUGCGCAUGUCCGAAAUCAUAAAAGAAAUCGUCACUUACUUUUUGUUCCUCAUCCUACUCAUGCUGGUUGCCUAUGGCAACAGGGACCCCAAUACGUACCUCCUGAGGAAGACCCUCCACGAAACUUUCGUGGACCUGGACCAAACCGGUGUGGACUUUUCUGACGCUAGUGACUUAGAGCUAUUUUGGCACUGGAAUCGUGAGACGCUAAUACCAAAUUUAUACCCAGGGGUGUUGUACAACAACAAAUCGGACAAGUACACUGGGUUCAUUUCUGAUCGAAAUAACUACUUGGUUGGAAUCUCUAGGUUAAGACAGGCACGCGUAGAGAAAGAUUCCUGUGAGGUUGACGAACACUUCACGUCUUUUUUUGAUAAAUGCUAUGCAGAGUACUCACUGCUUAAUGAAGACACGGAAGAUUACGACAUAGGGUGGAAGUUUCUGAACAAAAGUGCCGGCGAUGUGAAAUCUCGCCGCAAAAGAAGCGUUCAAGAACAAUUUGCCUUUCGUAAAGGAGAUAAAAUUCUUAAGGGCUUCGGAGAGCAACCUAAAGUUCGGCGCCGUCGUACAAUCGAACCUGUUUACACUUCUACAUCAGGUCGUCAGCAGAGAAAACGGAAGAGGCCUGGUAGCACAGCUAAAAAUUACUAUGUAUUGAACUCUGCAAUUCUACCCGACGGAUCAAUUGUUUCUUGUCCCUCCCGCUGGUUGCAUAACAGUGCAUUAGAACUCAGAGGGUAUCCUUUCUGGGGACGAUUGACCCUAUACAAUGGAGGUGGGUAUCCCGCGGAAUUGGGAUACGAUUACCCUACGGCACUCACAGUAGUGGCUGAUCUUCAUUCACAUAACUGGGUAGACCCACAGACCCGCUCAGUGUUCGUGGAAUUCACCGUGUACAACGCUAAUACCAACUUAUUUGGCAUAGCCUUCAUGUUCGUUGAGUUCCUGCCCACAGGAGGGGGUUUCCCAUACGCCCACUUUGCGGUGGCAAGGUUGUACAGUUACGUUGGGCCAUUCGCCAACUUCAUUCUUGCAUGUCAGAUUUUCUUGAUUCUGUUCAUGUUGUAUUUCAUGUACCGCGAAGGGAAGCAGAUGUACAAGCAACGGAGGGCGUACUUCCGCGGUUUUUUCAACUGGAUGGAGGUGACACUGAUCAUUUGCGAGUUUGCCAUGGUAAUUCUCUACUUUGCACGUCUCUGGGAAGUAGACAAGAAUCUGAUGAAGCUGCGCUACAACCCCAAGGAUUUUGUUAGCUUCCAAUAUGCCGGGGCCGCAGACGAGUCCCUUACUGUAAUCAUGGGUGUCCUUGUGUUCCUUGUAACUCUCCGAUUCCUAAAACUGUUCAGAUUUAACAAGCGAAUGGCACUUAUCGGAUCAACCCUAGGAGCAGUUGCAAAGCCUCUUGGGAUGUUCUGUAUCAGUUUCAUGAUCGUUUACAUUGCCUACGCAACCAUGGCUUGGUUGGCGUUUGGUAUUGAAAACGACAAGUUUAGGAACUUCCUCGUCGUUCUUGAAACUCAAAUGAGUAUCGUUCUGGGCGAUUUCGACUAUGAUGAGUUUCAAAGCGCAAACCGUCUGCUCGGACCCAUCUACUUCUUCUCUUUCAUGUACUUCAGCGUCUUCUACCUCCUGAACAUGUUUAUGGCGAUCAUAAACGACACCUUUUCGGAGGUCAAGUCCUCUAACGACAAACAAAAAAAUGAGUACGAAAUGGUGGAAUUCAUCAUAUCCAGAUUUAAAGAGAAUUUGGGUCUGAAUCGAAAUCGCAUCGGAACUAGCAAGAGCCCGUUCGUGAAUCCGUCUUCGGGUUUUCCAUCAUCUCCCCCGUUCUCGCCUUCGGAUUACAAGCACAGGGAAGACGACAGUGCCUCGGAGAAAACCGAGCAAAGCCGAAUGGAAUACGAAGACGAACUGCACCCGACAAGAUCUGACACUCAAAGCGUCUUUCGUACUCUGUCGGCGUUGGACAAGCACCUUGACGAGUUGACGGCGUUCGUCAAGAAAAGCGAAAAACACGUCGUUAAAAGCGACGAAAUGCUUCUCGACAUGAUCGAUAAAAUACAAAACGAGACAGGCGAUGAUGAACUGUACGACCAGUUUUUAAAUGAAGUACAAACAAAUCUGUAGACACUUCCGUGUUGUUAUCAUGCCAUUAUGACUUUUUCAAGCGUAGUAACAGUAGGUUCCGGCCGAGCUCUUUUAAAAACGCUCACAUAGAGGCUUGGUUAUAAAACGAAGGCCUUAUUAUUUUUAAUCAAAAUGGCAGCAGUUCAGUUUUUCGCUUUAUGCUAUAAAGUUAACCAUUGAUUUACCCCAUGUCGACAAGCACUAAUUUGACGAAGUACGUUGUAAAUACUGAUAAUUUUAGUAGAUUUUUGAUAGUGACUAACAUUUCGCCUGGACGCUAAAAAUCACAGGGGCACAAAGAAGUCCAGGGUUGUUACUUCUUGGACAGUGUCGAUAAUUGGUAAUUAUGAAGGCAAUAGAGCAAUCGUGUGAUGGCAUGAUAAAUAGGCAACACUAAAAAAAAAAGAUUUCAAAGUAAGCAAAGGCAAAGAUGCACUUCAUGGAGUCACGUUAAUAUAGCGACAGUUAAAUCAAACGACAUUUGAUUAUUGCGCACGCAACUUCUGGAUAAAAAAAUUAGUAACAUUUGCCAUUUGAUAUUUGAGCGUCACAGAAAUAUACAUUGAGUGCACAUUAUUCUACAUUCGGCAUGCUUUCCUAAAAGCUUCCUAGCAAAGUCUGAAUAUGGUCCAUGACAAAUUGAAAAAUUUGCAAUGGACCAGCGAGAGGUUCGCAUCAAAGAGCGCAAAAUUGCAGCAGGUGGAAAGCGCGGGAAAAUCUGUGUUCUUGUAACCAUACCUCACUAAGAAAUGGGUGUUCUUAUUGAUUUUAAAUGACUGCCCCAGCACCUUAAAGUAGUAAAAUAGGGCACAGUAAACAACCCAACAAUGCAAAAAGUUUGCUGUCUUGGCUAUCAACACUUUGUAAGUUGGCGCAAUUUUAAUCACGUGUAAAAAUAGGCUCGACUGUGUGUUAGAUGGUAGGACACUAUGCGGAAGUUUCCUUUAUUCAGCAAUUUGUACCGAUGAAACGCCACCAUUCUUUCUCGACAGUGAAAAUAAUAAUCACUUACAUAUUUCAGCGAAAUCAGAAGCUAAGCAGUCUCCGGAGAGUCAAGUUUAAAAGCUGUGAUAGCUUUAAGGUUACAUUGACUAGGCUAAUCUUAUACAUAAAUUAAUCCAUCGUUUCAAUUAAUUGAUCUAGUCAUCUAAGGCAGUUGAUGUUGACCUCUAAGACGCUUUUGUGACGUAAGGAAUCCUUUUGUAUUGAGAAGCAUUCGUAAAUUAACGGAUCUAAUUGUAUCAUUGAGUCAUACUCACACUAAGUAAUUAAAUUAAGACCAUUUGUUCGACAAUUGAUUUUAAACAAUUUUGCCACAAAGGGAAGUCUUUUGUAUUGAUAGAUGUUUAAAAUUAUUGAUGUAAUUGAAACUUUGACACAGACUCACUGUUAGGUCAAGUUUGAAGCACUUGUACGCACAUGAAUCCACAAUUCUUACAUUUUCUAUGUCAAAAUAAACAAGUCUAGAAUA
This is a messenger RNA of Stylophora pistillata, 10759 nucleotides long. RefSeq names its product polycystin family receptor for egg jelly. Gene Ontology annotation, molecular function: protein binding; calcium channel activity. Gene Ontology annotation, cellular component: membrane. The record is from RefSeq and is a predicted model, not a curated record. Lineage: Eukaryota; Metazoa; Cnidaria; Anthozoa; Scleractinia; Pocilloporidae. Gene Ontology annotation, biological process: detection of mechanical stimulus.